AUGGCAACAAAGAUCUACGCAAACCCAGCUGCCAGGAACUGGACCUACGACACUCCACCAGACUUCACACUCGUUCAGAACUUUCACAAGACUCUCCCAGCUUACAGACCCACGCCCCUCGUGCCCCUGGAAGACAUCGCCCGCGAGCUCGGCGUCAAAGCCGUAUUCGUCAAAGAUGAAAGCAACCGUCUCGGCUUACCUGCUUAUAAAGUUCUGGGGGCGUCCUGGGGUGCCUUCAGAUCGGUCACGAAGCGUGCAAAUCUUUCACCUCAGUCGACCACUGCGGGCAACCAUGGACGGGCCGUCGCACGAAUGGCGAAGAUACUGGGUAUUGGUGCGAACAUCUACGUGCCUGGCGAUGUCACAGACCAGCCGGUCAAGGACAACAUUGCCAGCGAGGGCGCAGAAGUCAUCACUGUUCCAGGAAUCUUUGAUCAGGCUGCAGAGGCAGCCGAAGAAGCAUGCAAACUUGAUCCAUCCGGCUUGCUGAUACAAGAUCUGCCCACAGAAGGCGACACCGAUGUCUGGCAAUGGAUCAUUGAGGGCUACUCGACGCUUGUCAAUGAGGUGGAAUCUCAGCUGGCUGAGUCCAAUCUGAAAGCAUCGGUUAUUGCGACACCGAUCGGUGCUGGAACACUGGGACACGCGGUUGCUACAUUUUGCAAAUCCUCUGGUCGAAAGAUUAAAGUUCUCACAACAGAGCCAGAAUCGGCGGCGUGCUUGAACGACAACCUGAACAAGGGGAGGCAUGAAACAAUUCCGACCAAAAAGACCAUCAUGGAUGGCAUGAAUUGCGGCACAGUCGGCGUGCUCUCGUGGCCCGUCCUCAAGGAGGCGGUCGAUGUCAGCGUCACCGUGAGCGACAGACAGUGUCAUGAAGACGUUGUGUACCUUCAGAAGCAAGGCAUCAAUGCCGGUCCGUGCGGUGCUGCACAAUUGGCAGGACUGCGAAAAGUCGUGAGAGAAGAUCCGUCAUCUCUUGAACUUGACAAGGACUCCGUCGUUGUACUGCUGAGCACGGAGGGGAAGAGAUACUACGCGCGGCACCAACGGCACUCAUGCACCCACAUCACUUCAACGCCCUACCUGCAACCCUUCUCCGGCGCCGCUACCCUCCGCAAGCAAUUGGCCAGCCCAGACUCCGUCGUCUUCGCCCCCGGCAUCUACGACGGCCUCACCGCCCGCCUCGCCCUCUCCACCGGCCACACCGCCCUCUACAUGACCGGCGCCGGCACCUCCCUUUCCCGCUUGGGCUGGGCCGACCUGGGCCUCACCACCCAAGAGACCAUGCUCUCCCAACUCUCCAUGAUCGCUAGCUUAUCUCCAACCACCCCCAUCAUCGCGGACGCCGACACGGGCUACGGCGGGCCCGUCCAAGUUAGCAGAACGGUGGCUGCUUACGCAAGGGCCGGGUGUGCGGCGCUGCACUUGGAGGACCAAGUCGAGCAGAAGCGCUGCGGGCACUUGUUGGGGAAGCAGUUGGUGGAGAGGGAGGUGUGGUAUGCGAAGCUACGGGCCGCGGUGAGGGCGAGGGAUGGGGUAGGGAGCGAGAUGAUGAUAUUUGCGAGGACGGAUGCGAGGCAGGGGAUGGGGUUUGAGGAGGCGAUGCAACGGUGUGAGGGGGCUGUGCUGGAGGGUGGUGCUGAUGGGGUCUUUUUCGAGGCUAUCCAGUCCAGGGAGGAGGCAGCGGAAGUUAUCGCCGGGAUUAAGAAGAUUAGGGAAAAGGCGGGGCGGCAUGUUCCUGUGUUGUUGAAUGUGGUUGCGGGAGGUGCGACGCCAGAAUUCUCGGUGGAGGAGGCGCAGGGGUUGGGGUUUAAUUUGGUCAUCUUCCGAUGGCGUGUAUGGAUGCGGUGA
Cyphellophora attinorum is the source of this 1854-nucleotide messenger RNA. Its product is annotated as 2,3-dimethylmalate lyase. NCBI's taxonomy places the organism in Eukaryota, Fungi, Ascomycota, Eurotiomycetes, Chaetothyriales, Cyphellophoraceae. The record is from RefSeq and is a predicted model, not a curated record. Gene Ontology annotation, molecular function: catalytic activity. Bases 1 to 1854 code for a protein of 617 amino acids. The transcript is spliced from 3 exons.